CCUGCAGGCACCGGCGAGGAAGACAUGGUCAGCCUGAUCCGCUCCUACGACGACCUGAGCCGCAAGCUCUGGCACCUGGAGGGGAUGCCCUUAACGGUGACGGCGGUACAAGGAGCUCACCCUGCCCUUCGCUACACAGAUACUUUUCCUCCAGUUCCCAUGAAACCAGAUUAUUCCUUCCAUGGCAAGAUCAAAGGCCUAGCAUCCUUUCUCCCCGUGGCGGAAAAGCCGUGUCCUGCUUACGUGGCCCCAAUAAAAGUGAUUUGCCAGAUGGAGGGAAGCGGUCAGUGGCCUCGGAACAAGGAGGCCAUUCAGCGCAUCAAAGCCGCUUUCCAGAUGCAGCUGGCGGAAGUCCUGAACCAGCAACACCACCUGCUGUGCCGGCCAGCCAUCACCUACACCGAUAUACAUAAGUGUCGCCUGCACCAUCAGAAUGGACCGGGCAGGUCUUAUGCCAGUCGCCUUUUUUAA
Molecule: messenger RNA, 471 nt
Organism: Thamnophis sirtalis
Lineage: Eukaryota; Metazoa; Chordata; Lepidosauria; Squamata; Natricidae
Source: RefSeq, a predicted model, not a curated record